CUUCUCUUUUUCCUCUCCCCAGAUUCUCUUCACCGUCUCUCAUUUACUCUUUUUGGUGGCUUUGUUUAUCACCUACCUUGCCUUGGGCCUUGGACAGACAGGAUACUGCGCGCCCUUUCGCAAGCCGUCGCCAACGAUUCUCCCUUUUUUUUUGACAAUUUUCUUGGUGAAUAAAAAAGACUACUUGAAUUACGGCUCUCUUUUAAUUUUGAUAGCAACCAAUUGGAUUGUUUACUCAGCAAAUCGCAAUGCUUGUCAAAUCUAGCCUCCUCGCCCUCGGGGCAGCAUCCAUUGCUGCUGCAGUGAAGCCUGUCGUCGUCAAGGACAACCACUUUGUGAACCCGGAAAAUGGCAGCCGCUUCCAGAUCAUUGGUGUUGCCUACCAGCCUGGUGGUUCUGCCGGUUACAAGCCCGAAUCCGGAAUCGAUCCUCUUAGCAACGCCGAUGUCUGCUUGCGUGAUGCUGCCCUCAUCCAAAGUCUGGGAGCCAACGCCAUCCGAGUUUACAACCUGAACCCCAACCUGAAUCACGACGAAUGCGCUAGUAUCUUCAACGCUGCCGGUAUCUACAUGGUUCUCGACGUCAAUUCUCCCCUUGUCGGCGAAUCCAUCACGAGCCACAACCCCUGGGAGUCAUAUUACGGCUCAUACGUCAACCGCACAUUGGCUGUUGUCGAGGCUUUCAAGGACUACCCAAACACUCUUGCUUUCUUCUCGGGCAAUGAGGUCAUCGCUAAUGUCGACACUGGAGCCACCGUUCCCCCGUACAUUCGUGCUGUGACGCGCGAUUUGAAGAACUACAUUGCCAAGCACAGCAAGCGACCCAUCCCCGUGGGCUACUCGGCCGCCGAUGUUCGCUCUGUCCUUUUUGACAGCUUCGAAUACUUCCAAUGCGCAAUCGAUGGCAAAUCGGACGACAUGAGCCGGGCCGAUCUGUUCGCUCUGAACAGCUACUCUUGGUGCGGUGACAGCAGCUUCACCAAGAGUGGUUACGACCAGCUCGUCGCUGGAUUCAAGGGCACUUCGGUGCCCGUCUUCUUUUCCGAGUACGGCUGUAACACUCCCUCUCCCCGUAUCUUCACGGAAGUUGGCGCGAUCUACGGCGACCAGAUGAACACUGUCUUCAGCGGUGGCGUCGUAUACGAGUACGUCCAGGAGCCCAACAACUUUGGACUGGUUGAGAUCAACAACGAUGGCUCGGUCACGGUUCUCGACGACUACUUCACUCUGAAGGACCAGAUCGCCAAGCUUGAUUUCAAGAAGGUUCAGGGCGUCUCUGCCGCUGCUGGUCAGAGCGCUGCGCCACCUAAGUGUGAUACUGGCCUGAUCAAGGAGAAGGGCUUCAACAACAACUUUACGCUGCCCGUGCCUCCCCCUGGAGUGCCCGAGAUGCUUCAGGAUGGUAUCAAGCCCGCUCCUGUUGGCAAGCUCGUCGACAUCAAGUCGUGGAAGGUUACUCAUCCCAUCAAGACCAAGGCUGGCAAGAGCAUUGAUGGCCUUGAAGUCAAGAAGCUCGCCAACGACGCCAUCAACCAGCCUGGAUCUAACAGCGGGACUGGAUCUGGCACCCCCAGCUCUGGUGCCUCGGCCGGCGGUGCAUCGGCUUCGCCUGACAAGAAAGAUGCCGCUGGCAAUGUUCGGGUUGGCUUUGCGACGGUGUUUGUAUCUGCCGCGGCCGCCGCAGCAUGUGCCGUCUUUGUAUUCUAGACCAAGAAAAGACAGCAGCAACAGUCUGUCGUGUAGCAUUUAUUUACCGAAACAGUAUUCGAGAUUGUCAGGACGAAUUAUUUCCGGAUACAGCGAAGAUAUUUCAGUAUAGGGAUGGCCUCGUUAUUUAAUAUGCGGGCGCUACACGGAACCUUGUGUUAGACUUUACAUUGCUGGGGUGUUUUUUUCUUCUUCAUUUUCUUCUUUGUCUUUAUCCAGUGAUGGUGCAUGAAUCCCCUCUUCAAUACACUUGAACGUACAUAUUAUUCAAUCAAAACAGUUUGAAUCAUAGGGAAAAAUGACGAAACUCGAUGUUCCUGAGCCACUGUAUUGCG
Molecule: messenger RNA, 2041 nt
Organism: Pyricularia oryzae 70-15
Lineage: Eukaryota; Fungi; Ascomycota; Sordariomycetes; Magnaporthales; Pyriculariaceae
Product: 1,3-beta-glucanosyltransferase gel2
Exons: 4
Coding region: 249-1706 (485 amino acids)
Biological process (GO): fungal-type cell wall (1->3)-beta-D-glucan biosynthetic process
Cellular component (GO): fungal-type cell wall; cytoplasm
Molecular function (GO): 1,3-beta-glucanosyltransferase activity
Source: RefSeq, a predicted model, not a curated record